AUGCAGACUAAGAACAUCAAUUUUCCCGAGGACGUUCUCUUCAGCAGGCUCCUCAAGCUUGCCAAUGAAUACAAGGAUCAGAUUAUCGUUGAUGACCACAGUCAUGAUACUCAGUUUGGCUAUCGACAUGUCCUUGAUGGCACUUCAAAGCUUCUACAAACGCUACGAAGUCUCCAUGGGUCGUCCCCAGACCAGGAUGAAGAUCUUUACGUAGGGGUUUUGGCUCCGAACGGCUAUGAGUUCAUCAUCUCAGUUCUUGCUGUUCUGGCCUUUGGUGGAGUGGUUGUCCCUAUGCCCACAGGAGCCCUUCCACAGGAGGCAGCCUUUAUGCUUGAACAGUGCAAUGCGAAAUAUCUGCUCGCAAGUCCCGAGCAUGUUGAUCUUGGAACAAGAAUUCAGGCAGAAGUCGAGAUACCAUUAAUUCCGAUUGAGAGUCAAGGUGAGACUGACGCGCUGCUACCGAUAGAAGCAUACAGUCUCGACACAUCGAUCAGGGUAGCUGAGGAUCGCCCCAGUAUUCUGUUCUUUACUUCAGGCACAACGGGCGCCCCGAAAGGUGUUCUUCAUUCACGAAAAACCAUAAACAAAUAUGCUCGAAUGGCAGAGGCAGGGCCAAACGACGACAUUUGUCUCAUACCCAGCGGAGCAUUUUGGUCGGUCUACUUCACAAAGGUCUUUCAGAUGCUACUUACGGGUGUUCGCAUCGAGAUCCAGAAUUUCGGGCGGAACUAUAAUCUCAUAUGGGAGAAGUUCCGAGAGAGGACAGCCACCAAAAUAGUCUUAUCUCCGACCUUCUGGUAUGGCAUGAUGCAUUAUUUCCAGGAAAACAUCUCAAAGCUUCCCGAAGAUGUUGUUCGGGAGUAUAUUGAAGGUGCUAUGCAUCUCCGUGAGGCUACUGCAACAGGGGCCAUGCCUUCUAGAAGAUUGAAGGAGUUCUGGCACGACCUACGCGGAGGAAGGUCUCUCAGAGUGUUGUAUGGAUCAACGGAGUCCCAGGAGACACUGAUUUGCAAUGGAGAAGUGGAGUUUACUGAGAACGAUCUUGGGACUCCUCUGCCAGGUGUCGAAGUUAAGCUUGAAGGAUCUACAGGAGAGCUUCUUGUCAAAACACCAUCAUUGUUCCUCGCUUAUUUGAACCGACAGCGUGAUACCGAUGAGCGCUUUGACUCUGAAGGGUUCUUCAAGACGGGGGAUUUGGUCACCCGCCAUGAGGGAAGGCUGAUCUUCCAAGGAAGAGCAAACAUGGACUUAUUCAAGUUCUACACAUACAAAGUCCCUCGAAUGCAAGUCGAAGCAUGUCUCACAGCACUUCCAUACAUACUUGAGGGAUACAUCCUACCAGUAGCUGAUCCACACUGCGAUACCCGUGUGGCCUCUCUUGUGCGGCUUCAUCAUGACGUUGGAAAAGUUGAUUUGAGCAGGAUCAGAAGCGACCUUUCAGAAGAACUCCCAGCAUACCAACUCCCGACCAUUCUCCGUGUACUGAGACAGGGCGAAGAAGUUCCAAGAACCUGGUCGGACAAGCUCGCAAUGAAGAAAGUGGUACAGAAGUUCUUCCCGCAAGACAGUGAUGAUCGUCUCUACGACGAGUCAACUGAAGUCAUGGAUGUGAGCGAGUUCAUGCGGGCCAAGACUACCAAGUUGUGGGAUUUGUCGGGAAUGCGGCAGUAG
This is a messenger RNA of Fusarium pseudograminearum CS3096, 1671 nucleotides long. RefSeq lists its product as uncharacterized. Gene Ontology annotation, molecular function: medium-chain fatty acid-CoA ligase activity. Gene Ontology annotation, biological process: fatty acid metabolic process. NCBI's taxonomy places the organism in Eukaryota, Fungi, Ascomycota, Sordariomycetes, Hypocreales, Nectriaceae. The transcript has 5 exons. The record is from RefSeq and is a predicted model, not a curated record. The coding region runs from base 1 to 1671 and encodes 556 amino acids.